AUGUCACCAGAUGUCCAAAAUGAUUUGAUUGAAUGCAUAGAUGCUGUGAUUGAGGAUCAAAUUGAUAAGGAAAUAAGGGACUGUCAGUUCUUUAGUAUCCAAUGUGAUGAAACGUUGGAUGUGUCUACUAAAGAGCAACUUAGCGUCAUUGUUC
This is a messenger RNA of Paramuricea clavata, 154 nucleotides long. The record is from the annotation of a GenBank genome assembly. NCBI's taxonomy places the organism in Eukaryota, Metazoa, Cnidaria, Anthozoa, Malacalcyonacea, Plexauridae.